UGCAGCUGUCCGUACGUCGAGUGCAGGUGUGUGAGAAGCUGAAUGAGUGGCUGCUGUUUAACGAGAAGAACAAGCUCCUGUGCGAGUGGCUCACACACAUGGAGAGCAAAGUCUCUCAGAACGCCGACAUCAGCAUCCAGGACAUGAUCCAGAAACUACGCAAGGACUACCAGGAGGAGAUCUCGGUGGCGGAGGAGAAUCGCCAGCAGCUGCAGCAGAUGGGCGAGAGGUUGGCGCGCGCCAGUCACGAGGGCAAGGCCGCCGACAUCGCCUACAAACUCACCAAGGUCAACGAGAGAUGGCAACACCUGCUCGACCUGAUAGGCGCCAGGUGAGACCCUCACACACACACAC
This is a messenger RNA of Clupea harengus (Atlantic herring), 354 nucleotides long. Its product is annotated as nesprin-1-like. NCBI's taxonomy places the organism in Eukaryota, Metazoa, Chordata, Actinopteri, Clupeiformes, Clupeidae. Gene Ontology annotation, molecular function: protein binding. Gene Ontology annotation, cellular component: membrane. Bases 99 to 335 code for a protein of 78 amino acids. The transcript is spliced from 2 exons. The record is from RefSeq and is a predicted model, not a curated record.